AUGUAUCCUACUGUUCCAUAUUAUGUUCCGCGAAGUCGUCCGAUAGGACGGUAUCAACAUAGAACACCAGUAGAUAUUGGAUGGAGAUUAAGAUGGCCGUUUUUGUUCUCCACAAUUCUUGGUGUGGCCAUGAUACUGUGUAUUUUAGUCAUCGGUGCUUUAGAAGUCGCAUCAUUAGCACAGAGUACAAACAAAGAUGUGUUUGGCAACACAUCAGCAACAGGUGCAGGUAUUUGGUGUGGUGUAUUCUUGUCGAUUGCAGCUGUUCUCAUUCUUUUGAUAAAUUAUAUGCCAAAUGUUCGACUAUGGGCUAAAAUUGCUUUCAUCGCAACGAUUGUCGCUGUUUGUUUUACGAUUAUCCUAAUUGGUCUAGAUGCUAAAGCUGUUCAAGAUGGACGGGGUGCGCUGCCGAGUUCAUUUGAAAAACCGAAGAUCCUCAGUGCGCAAUUAGCAUUUGCGUGUAUCGAAUUCGUUCUUUGUCUGAUUUUCAUAACUAUAUAUCUGAUUGUACAAGCUGCAGUUGGUCGCCAUGUACGGCGAAUGCCGCGAGGGCGUGUGUACUAA
Messenger RNA from Adineta ricciae, 564 nucleotides. NCBI's taxonomy places the organism in Eukaryota, Metazoa, Rotifera, Eurotatoria, Adinetida, Adinetidae. The record is from the annotation of a GenBank genome assembly.